Closterium sp. Yama58-4 is the source of this 3132-nucleotide messenger RNA. The record is from the annotation of a GenBank genome assembly. Lineage: Eukaryota; Viridiplantae; Streptophyta; Zygnematophyceae; Desmidiales; Closteriaceae.
AUGGUUUCGCAGGGUAGGUUAUCUUCUGACGACACGAAAGCGGUUAAGUCUUCCGGGCCUCAUUGCCUGUCCAACGAGCAUGAUAACACCUCCAAAGCAUCUAAUGGUUCUAAUAACUCGAACCGCUCGAAUAAUUUCAGUCGUUCGAACUGCUCGAAUGGCGCUCCGGUCGUCGUGCUCUCGUACCGCCAAGCGGCGCGCCUCGCAGCCGUGUCGACCAUGGUUCUCGUGCUGCUGCUCGCCGCUGCCUUCCAUCUCGGCCGUAUGUCCAUCGGAGAAAUCGCAGCCGUUGAUUCGUCACACCUGGGCAAUCUCCCCUCAUCAAAUGCAGUCUCAUUUAGCGAUGUCUCAACAGCGAUCUCCCCUGAAACCCCUCGUCGUCGCGUGCUGAGAUCCCGAGGCCGUCCCAGACCGGCCAAACCCGCCAAAAAACCUGCUCCUGCCGAGAAACCUGCUCGCGCCAAAAAGCCUGCUCCCGCUGAGAAACCUGCUGAAAAACCUGCUCCUGCGGAAAAACCUGUUCCCGCCAAGAAGCGUGCUCCCGCCAGAAAGCCUGCUCCUCGCAAGAAGAAGCCGCAAGCAGAGGCAAAGGUAGAGGUGAAGGAGGAGGCGAAAGAGGAGAACAUGACAAGCUCCACGUCACCAGCCGCCACGUCAGCUUCUGCGGAGUCCACGUCAGCGGCCCCUGCAACGACGGUUGACCCAACAACGUAUUACACGGCGGAGGGGUUGCAGCGGCUGCAGGACCCGUGUGGGGGAAUCGGUGGUGGCACCGGGAAUCCCGGCAGCAGCAGCAACCGGAGGUGCUACAAUCGGUGCCACAGGCGAACGAGGUCGGGGUACUGUGUGAAGGAGCUGCUGUCGCUAUACGAUGAAGCAUACAGCCCUCUCUGGCCCGCACGCGUGGACCUGGUGAUUCGCAGCUACGUGUCGGACAACUUUUUCCUCACGGCGUUCCUCUUUGCCAGCAUCGAGCAGAUGUGGCCAGCUGGCAUUGGUGACGUCAUCCUGGUGCUGGACGAGAGCGACCGCCACGUGGAGGACAUCGUGCCGCCCUGGGUGAAGAUCUACUACGAGAAGAACUACCUGGGUCUCACGCCCAAGCUGGUGCAGCAGUGGAGCUACCUGUGGGCCGACAAUUACACCACGGCACCGUACAUCGCCAUUAUUGACGAUGACGUCAUCUUCAACCUCAAGGUGACUCCAGGACUUCUCUUUAAUUUAACGGACGGCAAGCCAUUCAUAAUCGGCAGCAAGAGCACGCAGGGCAAGAACUAUCGCACCUCCUCGCGCUUCUUUGUCGGUCCGGGCCGCUACCACGCCAACUUCAUGGUGCAGCUGCCCUUCCUCUUCCCCCGCGCCGUGCUGCCCAAGUUCCGAGAGCACGUGGGGCUGCUGCACGGCCGCAAGUUCGGGGGGAGCUUUGACGCGGCCUUCAAGUUCUGGUCGGUCCGCGGACCUAUUGCGGACCGCUCGCAUGUCGCGCACACCACGCUUGGGAACUACAUGUGGUUUUUCGCUAAUGACUCGGCACAUUGGGCCUUCGAGUGGGAGUCUCGCACGCCCAUCCCACGAGUCGGCGUGCACAUCCCCCACACCCACGAGUUCCGCAACGCAUCUGGCUCCGCUGCCGGACCCCCCCAACGACUCGUCAAGACCUACGUUGACCUGACCGGAACGUACGCGCAUGAAGGGCUGUGUAAUGCGUUCCCUGAAGGGGAACUGGCCCAUUGCGAGGACGCGUCGAGGGAGCAGGGCCAGAUUUGGAGGUAUGCUUUAAGUGGGAGUGAGUGGUCAAUUUUCCAAAGCGGGUCGGUGAAUGGGACGGUGAUGCACGAUGAUUAUAAGUGGGAGUUGAAGUGUAUGUAUGAGCGUGUGGUGGGGGCGAAGACGGGGGAGUGGAAAGGAGAUGUGGAGGGGAAACGGCAGGAGCUGGUGAAGGAAUUGACAAAGAACUGCAUUGUUCCGCACUCCAACAAGCGAACGAAAUCGGGGUACUGUGUCAAGGAGCUGCUGUCGCUAUAUGACGAAGCUUACCGCCCGCUGUGGCCGGCGCGCGUGGACCUCCUGAUCCGCAGCUACGUGUCGGACAAUUUCUUCCUCACGGCGUUCCUCUUUGCCAGCAUCGAGCAGAUGUGGCCAGCUGGCAUUGGUGACGUCAUCCUGGUGCUGGAUGAGACCGACCGCCACGUGGAGGACAUCGUGCCGCCCUGGGUCAAGAUUUACUAUGAGAAGAACAUUCUGGAUCUGCCCGGGAAAAUACUUCAGCAGUGGAGCUACCUGUGGGCCGACAACUACACCACUGCGCCAUACAUCGCCAUUAUAGAUGAUGACGUCAUCUUCAACCUCAAGGUGACUCCUGGGCUUCUCUUCAAUCUAACAGACGGCAAGCCGUACGUGAUAGGCAGCCGGCAGAAGCAGAUGAACCACUGGGUGCCGUCAACGCACUACUUCGUGGGCAAGAGCUACUACUUCGCCAACUUCAUGGUGCAGCUGCCCUUCGUCUUCCCAAGGGACGUGCUGCCCAAGUUCCGCGACCACGUGACGCGCAUCCGCGACGGCAAAUUCCCCAGCUUCGAUGCGGCGUUUCUCAACUUUGCGAGACACGGGCCCAAGUUCGAAAGAACGCAGAUCGCCCACACGACUUUGGGAAAUUUCAUGUGGGCCUUCACACAGGACGAGGUGCACUGGGCUUUAGAGUGGACCAACCACGUGCCCAUCCCGCGUGUCGGCGUGCACAUGUCCUACUCACAGCCCUUCCGAGAGGCCACCAACAACAGCGACACCGCCCCCCGCGUCGUCAAAAUCUACGUAGCCCUCGCAGGGUACUACGCACACGAGGCACUAUGCCACGCGUUUCCCAAGGGCGCUCUCGAUCGGUGCGGAGACGUGCUGAAAUACGAGCAGCGGCAGAUCUGGCAGUAUGUAAUGGAUUGGUAUGACUGGCCGGCGAUUAAGCACAAGAGGCGGAACGCUACGUUUGUGUAUGAUUUGUAUAAGCGGGAGCUCGCGUGUAUGUAUGGGAAGGUGGUGGAUGCACGCACUAAUGAGUGGACGGAUCAUAUUAUAGCAAGGCGGAGGGAGCUGGUGAAUGAGAUGACGAGAGACUGUGUCACGCCACACUCCAAUUAA